UUAAAUUAUCAUUGAAAGACUAUCAUCGCUCUUCAUUCUAUAAAAAUGAAUUGCAUGCAAAGGUAGACCUUAAAAUUUCGGUUUCUAUUCAAUUUAAAAGAAUUCAGAUACUCUUCAAAAAUAUUGCAUUAAUAUGAAUCGUGCCGAAAACUUAGCGCAAUUUUUAUCAGGAGGAUUGAAGAUAAAUGUUACUAUUUAAUAAAGCGGACUUUGAUUAAACAACAUUUUCUUCUUUCAGAAGUCGAUAGCAUUGCCAGUUUGCUUCAGAAGAAGUUAAAAAUGAGCGAUCACUACAUAAUCGAUUUAACGUUGUAUACUUACAUGAUUUCAAUAUUGUUAUCUGUUACUACUUUGAUAAUAUACUUCACCUUGAAACAAUGGAGGACAAGAGAUGGAAAAAUGAUGUUAAAUAUUAUGAUGGUGGAUUUACUAUUUGCAUGCUCUAGUGUAGUUUAUUUAUUUUGCAGGUCAGUGCAAUGUCGGUAUUACUUAGCUCAGAUAGCACUUUACUUGGUUCUUCUUUCGUAUGCCUAUCAGACAUUGAUUGCUGCAAAUCGUUAUAUUGUUGUCAAUUUUACGUUUACUUACAAGAACGUGCUAAACAGAAGCAGGUUGUUUGUCGUGUUAUUUUUAUUAUGGAUGUUUACCUCGUUAUAUUUGAUUACAUCUCUCACCGACCAACAAAAUGGUACAAAUAAAAGUUUUAUUUUAAGUCAAAAAGUAUUAAUGAUAAACAAUAAAGUGUUAUUGAUGAGCGAUAAAGUGUUUAUGAUGUAUAUCUCCACCAAUUCAAUUAUCUGUUUUUCCGCAAUUCUAUUUGUCCUUUCAGUUUUAACAGUGACCUUAGAAAUAAAGCUCCGUUGCACAGCUACAAGUCACAGAGAACGGUUAAGAACACUUUUGAAAUCUAUUCAAACCAAUAUGGCGCCAAUUACAAAACGAAAAUUUAGUUUUCAAAACUUUAAAAACUCUUUUUCAGGUGAACACUUGCCUGUUAGGAAAACUUCAAUUUUUCUAUUUGGCAUUCACAUUUUUAUAACAGUGUGUAUUUUAAAUGCUUCUUUAUGCAAUAUUUUAAAACAUCGUUAUCCGUCAAUUUAUUUAUUCUCCAAAUACUCUACACUUGUUAUGUCCGUGUUAAUCAGUCUACGUCCAACUGUUAACACCCUUAAUAGUUUGUCUUAUCAAAAAUUAAAGUGCUUUAAGAGAGUUUUUUUUAAGCACCUUGGCAUAAAUUUAAAGCACAAUAGCGAAUAUUACGACCAUAACCAAACAGAUAUUCAGGAACGCAUAAAGAAACGCAGUUCUUGUUUAAUAUCAGCUGAAUUUUCAAAAUAAAUAAAUUUGUUUACGUGAUAUUAUGUAAAGAAUGCAAUUUGUUUUUGAGAAACAAAACUUUAUCAAACAAUUUUGAAAAUAUAAAUAGUUUAUCACCAAAUUAUAAAUUAUUAUAUUUAUUAUUUAGAGUUAUUUUAUAUAAUGAGUUAAAUUAUGAUGUAAAUAUAUAAUGUUUAAAUAUUAAAAGUAAAUAUAUUUAAAA
Hydra vulgaris (swiftwater hydra) is the source of this 1540-nucleotide messenger RNA. The record is from RefSeq and is a predicted model, not a curated record. NCBI's taxonomy places the organism in Eukaryota, Metazoa, Cnidaria, Hydrozoa, Anthoathecata, Hydridae.